Lasiodiplodia theobromae is the source of this 3735-nucleotide messenger RNA. Its product is annotated as Basic proline-rich protein. NCBI's taxonomy places the organism in Eukaryota, Fungi, Ascomycota, Dothideomycetes, Botryosphaeriales, Botryosphaeriaceae. Gene Ontology annotation, biological process: fungal-type cell wall organization; establishment of cell polarity; signal transduction involved in filamentous growth. The coding region runs from base 1 to 3735 and encodes 1244 amino acids. The transcript has a single exon. Gene Ontology annotation, molecular function: osmosensor activity. Gene Ontology annotation, cellular component: cell surface; site of polarized growth; extracellular region. The record is from RefSeq and is a predicted model, not a curated record.
AUGAAAACCUCAACCGUCACCUGGGCGGCUUGCAUGGCCCUUCUGUCUCUUCAGGGGGCCACCGCUGAAGCUGCGCCGGCACAAGCAAGACGGACCGCCGCGCCUCAAAGGCCGAAGUAUUACUUCCCUCGUCAUGUGAAAAGGCAAAUUUACAACUCUACCACGCCGGCUGUGUCUCCGGACACCUCUACCCCGACCCCGGAAAAUUCCACUCCAGAGGUCUAUAUCUCGACUCCGGAUGCCCUCGUCUCGACCCCCGGGAUUUCUACGCCCCCCGCUAGCGAUACUUCGACUUUGACCUCGAGGGAAGAUUCGUCCAGCUCGUUCUCCUCCUUUUUCGAGAGCUUCUCGAAGAGCGAUGAGGAUUUCAGCAGCUUUUUCAACACUCCGCAACCUGCGGCCGAGUCAUCCACUUCCACUUACGUGGUCAACUCUACUACCGUGAGCGAAAGCCCGUCCGGAACUUCGACCAUCAUUACGCAGUCAACUGUUACCGAGGUUUCCUCGCCCUUCACCACGACUACUCUGUCGAGCACCCCCGAAGAAACUCAAUCUACUCCCGCCGCGUCGUCUUACGUUGGAACCGGCGGCGUUAGCCUUCCCGUUGUCACGCCUUCGACUACCAUCGAGGAGACGGUUAUCGAGUCCACCAUCACCACCACCGCGGUGGCUGAAUCUUCGACCGCACCGUCCUACGUUGGAACUGGUGGUGUCUCGAGCCCUGUUAUCCAGCCCACCACCAGCGACACGGAGACGACUGCCGAUGUUUCAUCGACUGUGACUCCCGUAUCCACUUAUGUUGGCACCGGUGGUGUCUCGAGCCCGGUUAUUCAGCCCACUACCAGCACCGAGUCGGAAACCUCAGAAGCUCGUGCUUCUGAGACGAGCGCUGCCGCGUCGACUCCGGCUGCUUCGAGCGCUGCUGGAACAGGCACUGGUGGCGUUUCGAUUCCGAUCGUCCAGCCCACCAGCUCGACCGCUAGCGAGGAGGCUUCCAGCACUGGCCUUCUUGACCCCAUCGUUUCUCCCGUGACCAGCCUUCUCGGUACUAGUGGUAUUCUCAGCCCUGUCUUGACGCCGACGACAACAGCUUCGAGCGACGAGUCUGAGUCUUCUACGGCUGCCACUACUCCGAGUGCCGAGUCUAGCGCUGCCGGCACUGGCACUGGCGGUGUUUCGAUCCCCAUUGUUCAGCCUACCAGCUCAAGCAACACUGAUGCGCAGGUCACUCCCACCGAGUCCAGUGCUUCUUCCACCAACGGUGGCCUUCUCGGCCCAGUUCUGACUCCCUUGAGCAGCGCUCUUGGAUCGAGCGGAAUCUUGAGUCCUGUCACUAGCGCUCUUGGAUCGAGCGGAAUCUUGAGCCCUGUCACUAGCGCCCUGGGCACUGGAGGUGUUCUCAGCCCCGUUCUCAACCCGACCUCGGCCACUGAGCAAUCUGCUAGCGCCACGGGAACCGGUGAUGCGCCGAGCUAUGCUACUAGCGGCUCGGAGCCCGUGCCUGUUGAGAGCUCCGGCGCUGGCACUGGUGGUGUCUCGAUCCCCGUCGUUACGCCCACCAGCGGAACCGCAAGCCCUGCCACCCCUGUUGCGGCGUCAUCGACUGGAACUGGUAUCAUUGUCGGUCUUUCGACGAUCAUUGACAGCAGCAGCAGCACGACUGAUGCCCCGUCGUCGACUGAGACUUCCAGCGCCGGCCUGCUUGGUGGUCUUGUAUCAGGCGUUACUUCAGCCGUGGGCUCCAUUGUUACCCCUGUGGUCACCCCGAUCGAGUCUCUUGUGAGCUCUGUUGUCACCCCUGUCGAGUCUCUUGUGAGCUCCGUUGUCACGCCCGUUGAGUCGGUCCUUAACUCUGUUGCCACGCCCGUCGAGUCUAUCCUCAGCUCUGUCGCCACGCCCGUCGAGUCUAUCCUUAGCUCUGUCGCCACGCCCGUCGAGUCUGUCUUGACGCCUGUUGAGUCUAUCUUGACGCCUAUCAUUGGUAGCAGUUCCUCCUACGCUGGCACCGGAACUGAGCUCCCACCGGUCACUUCAUCCAUCAGUGGUGCUAUUCCCACUGCAACUGGCGAGAGUGGAUCGGCUACCGGUGUCUUGACCCCGGGUGCUACCCCGGCGCCGACUACCAGCGAACUGAUUCCUCUGCCGAUUACAAGCGCCCUUGGCUCGCUCAUCUCGGACGUGACCAGCCUCGUCUCCAGCGCUGGCAGUGAUCUGUCCUCGAUUCUGACGCCGCUGCCUAGCAUUCCCUUGACUGCAAGCGGCUCAGUCGCCACGCCAACCCCAUCGAGUGCCUCGAGCCCUGCUUCUUCAUCUUCGCUCACGGGCGUUGAGUCGAUUCUGUCCUCUCUCCUCGGUUCGACGCCGCUGAUUUCGAUCCCGACCACGCCCAUCAUUCCGCUCAGCACCCCUACCAGCAUUGAUCUCUCUUCGGCUCUUUCGUCCCUGACCGGAACUCCCAUCUCUGCGUCGACUCCUGUGGCUACGUCUGCAUCUAGCGCAACGCCAAGCGGCUCUUCUGCUGUCCCGACUACCCCGACUACGCCGCUGCCCACAGUGUCAUUGGGGUCUUCCACACCUGGAUCCAGCCCUAGCUCGACUCAGACGCCAGCGCCUACCACUCCCGUUGCCUCGGAGACGACCCAGUCUACUGUCCAGACGCCCUCCUCCACUACUAGCUCUAGCUCGUCCUCAGCUAUCGUGGUUGUUCCCUCUCCCAGCACUAGCUCCACGAUCGAGAUUGCGUCCUCCACUCUUUCGACUACGUCGACCACGCCUAUUUUCUCGAUCCGCCCCACUGGAACUGAUUCGGCGACCACUUACGUUGUGGCAACCAGCAUCGUCUUCGAUCCUUCGACCACUGGCACCUCGUCUAGCUCUUCGGCGGCUACUGCCUCUGCUACCACGUACCCCAAGUUCAUCGCUCCUCCGGGUGGUAUGCCCGCUGCGCCGACCAACUCGACCAAGAUCCAAAUUGGCUUCAAGCGUGGCUUCAACUGGCCGUUCGUUGUGGGCCACGCCGACACCACUGGCUGGCAGCUCACCACCUACAUGCCCAUUGCUGUGGCUGAUGGACUUGGCAUCGACCAUGACAAGGUUGAGAUGGUGACUUUGACCUCGUACAACACCACUGACAAGCUGGGUUACAUCUCCACGCUGGCUUUGCUGUAUGUUCCCAGCGAUCUGGUUGACACGCUCCACCUGGAUCUCCUGAACUCCAACUCCGUCUUCUACAACAACGAGGACAAGGAUCUUGGAUCGACGAUCAACUUCCUGACGAGCUUUGUCGACCCUACGUUCCCGAUCAUUGGUAGCGACAUGCCUGAUGAUGGUUCGUCUGGCUCCUCGACCGGCAGCGGCUCGUCCUCGAGUUCUUCCAGCAACAGCGGCAGUGGCGAUCCUAUGAAUGACGGCUCCAACUCCGGCUCUGGUGUCAAGGGCACCGCUGUCGGUAUCGUGUUCGCUGCCAUGGGCGGUGUUGCUGUCUACGGUGCGGCUAUGAUGCUUGUUGCUCGCAGGUACAAGAAGAAGAGGGCCGGUCACCAGCGCUCUAGCUCCGUCCCCAGCACUGGAACGAACGGCUACGGCUCGACAAACGGCGGCCCUUGGAUGUCUGGAGCUCGGGGUGGCCGCGACAGCCACGGCAGCCGUGGCAGUGGCAGCAGCAACGGCCGUAGCGCCAGAACUGCGCAGAUCUCGGCGCCAGUCAUGGCCGAAAACUCGCUGGGAUGGAACUGA